ACCUACUACCUAGACGCCCCGCGUGGUGGAGUGGUGGAGUGGAUGUGGUGGAGGCGAAGCACUCCAUGGCCGGCGAUCGAAGCUCUGUACCUAGAAGGCUGAAGCUGAACGCACACGCCCUGCGUGGUGGAGGCGAAGCAAUGAUGUUCAUCGCCGAGACGAGACGAGACGAUGGUUGAGAUGGCCAGGACGAUGGCCGCGAUCCUGAGAGCGUGCGAGAAUCGAUCGUAUGCAGGAUCUCGUCGCCUCCUCGUCCUCGUCCUCGUCCUCCUGUCCGAUGUCUAUCACUUUCCUUCCUUCUUCUUCAAAAAGCAAACUGGAAACUGGAGUCUGACUCCAAGGAAGAAGAAGAAGAAGAAGAAGAAGAAGAAGAAGAAGAAGAAGAAGAAGAAGAAGAAGAAGACACAUCGUUAUUGCCGCGAUAUAACUAGACUCCAGCCUCCAGCCCCCAACAUCCAGUCUCCAACAGAAGUAAUCAGCCACCGAACCGACAAGCGACGGCGGGCUGGCCAGUCGGUCGGUCGACACCCGUUUCGCUUCGCGGGCGGGCUGAUGGCCGGGGCGAGGGCGAGCUACCUCUACUCUACUCCAGAGUAG
This is a messenger RNA of Tricharina praecox, 597 nucleotides long. RefSeq lists its product as uncharacterized. The record is from RefSeq and is a predicted model, not a curated record. The coding region runs from base 172 to 597 and encodes 141 amino acids. Lineage: Eukaryota; Fungi; Ascomycota; Pezizomycetes; Pezizales; Pyronemataceae. The transcript has 5 exons.